Lemur catta (Ring-tailed lemur) is the source of this 8597-nucleotide messenger RNA. RefSeq names its product SET domain containing 1B, histone lysine methyltransferase (gene SETD1B). Lineage: Eukaryota; Metazoa; Chordata; Mammalia; Primates; Lemuridae. The record is from RefSeq and is a predicted model, not a curated record. Gene Ontology annotation, cellular component: Set1C/COMPASS complex. Gene Ontology annotation, molecular function: histone H3K4 methyltransferase activity; RNA binding; protein binding. Bases 203 to 6118 code for a protein of 1971 amino acids. The transcript has 16 exons.
GUAAUUCUCUCGGAAGGGUUAUUCUCUCGCUCCAUUCUUAUUUUGGGGGGAGCCAGCGAGACAGCUCCUUUCGGGGCGAGCUGGUAAGGUGGGAGGGGGUGGGGGCUGGCCGAUUUGAUUCUUUCGCGUGUGAGUAGAAGCGGCCGCCGCCGCCGCGGCGGAGACGACAACAACUUGCUCGUUUUCAGGUUGGGUUAACGGCAUGGAGAACAGUCACCCCCCCCACCACCACCACCAGCAGCCCCCGCCGCAGCCCGGCCCUUCGGGCGAGAGGAGGAACCACCAUUGGAGAAGUUACAAGUUGAUGAUUGACCCGGCUCUGAAAAAGGGGCAUCAUAAACUGUACCGCUACGAUGGGCAGCAUUUCAGCCUGGCGAUGUCCAGCAACCGCCCGGUGGAAAUUGUCGAAGAUCCCCGGGUCGUCGGGAUCUGGACCAAGAACAAGGAGCUGGAGCUGUCCGUGCCCAAAUUCAAAAUCGAUGAGUUCUACGUGGGCCCGGUGCCUCCGAAGCAGGUGACAUUUGCCAAGCUGAAUGAUAACAUCCGCGAAAACUUCCUGAGGGACAUGUGCAAGAAGUAUGGGGAGGUGGAGGAGGUGGAGAUUUUGUACAACCCCAAGACCAAGAAGCACCUGGGCAUCGCCAAGGUGGUCUUUGCCACCGUCAGGGGAGCCAAGGAGGCUGUUCAGCACUUGCAUAGCACUUCGGUGAUGGGCAACAUUAUCCACGUGGAGCUGGACACUAAAGGGGAAACCCGAAUGCGGUUCUACGAACUGUUGGUCACAGGCCGAUACACCCCCCAGACGCUCCCAGUGGGGGAGCUGGACGCCGUCUCUCCAAUUGUGAACGAGACCCUGCAGUUGUCAGAUGCCCUGAAACGCCUCAAGGAUGGUGGCCUGUCUGCAGGCUGUGGCUCUGGCUCCUCCUCUGUCACCCCCAAUAGCGGUGGGACACCCUUCUCCCAGGACACUGCUUACUCCAGCUGCCGCCUGGACACACCCAACUCCUAUGGACAGGGCACCCCACUCACACCACGCCUGGGCACCCCCUUCUCGCAGGACUCUAGCUAUUCCAGCCGCCAGCCCACACCCUCCUACCUCUUCAGCCAGGACCCCACAGCAACCUUCAAGGCCCGACGCCACGAGAGCAAGUUCACAGAUGCCUACAGCCGUCGCCUCGAGCAUCAUUAUGUCCAUAAUUCUCCUGUGGUCACUGCAGUGGCUGGGGCUCCGGCCGCCUUCCGGGGCUCCUCGGACCUCCCCUUCGGGCCAGUCAGCAGCAGUGGGGGCAGCAGUGGCCCUCCCUUCAAGGUCCAACCACAGGAUUCAGCCACGUUUGCGCAUACUCCACCGCCUGCCCAGGCAACCUCCGUUCCGUUCAAGUCAGCUUUCUCUCCGUAUCAGACCCUGGCGCCCCCUUUCCCCCCACCCCCUGAGGAGCCCACUGCCACAGCCGCCUUUGGGGCCCGUGACAGUGGGGAGUUCCGGAGGGCACCUGUGCCCCCACCCCUGCCUCCUGCUGAGCCUCUGGCCAAGGAGAAGCCAGGCACGCCACCUGGCCCACCACCCCCUGACACCAACAGCAUGGAGCUGGGAGGCCGGCCGACCUUCGGCUGGAGUCCUGAGCCCUGCGACAGCCCGGGCACACCCACGCUGGAGUCGUCGCCUGCAGGGCCGGAGAAGCCCCAUGACAGUCUAGACUCACGCAUCGAGAUGCUGCUGAAGGAGCAGCGCACCAAGCUGCCCUUCCUGCGGGAACAGGACUCCGACACCGAGCUGCAGAUGGAGGGCAGCCCCAUCUCCUCCUCCUCUUCGCAGCUCUCCCCGCUGGCCCCCUUUGGCACUAACUCCCAGCUGGGCUUUCGCGGCCCCACACCCCCGUCCUCGCGCCCCUCCAGCACCGGCCUGGAGGACAUCAGCCCUACGCCACUGCCCGACUCUGAUGAGGACGACGAGCUUGACCUGGGCCUGGGGCCUCGCCCUCCACCUGAGCCGGGCCCGCCAGACCCCACUGGUCUUCUGGGCCAGACAGCUGAGGUGGCUUUGGACCUGGCAGGAGACAGGACCCCGACCUCAGAGAAGAUGGAUGAGGGCCAGCAGUCCUCGGGCGAGGACAUGGAGAUCUCGGACGAUGAGAUGCCCUUGGCCCCCAUCACCAGCGCUGACUGCCACAAGCCCAUGGUGGUGACCCCAGGCGCAGCGGCUGUGGCAGCCCCUUCUGUGCUGGCCCCAACCCUGCCGCUGCCCCCGCCGCCUGGCUUCCCACCGCUACCCCCACCUCCACCGCCACCUCCGCCGCAGCCCGGCUUCCCUAUGCCCCCACCACUGCCCCCACCACCACCCCCACCACCUCCGGCCCACCCUGCUGUGACAGUGCCCCCACCACCCCUGCCAGCACCACCAGGUGUCCCGCCACCACCUAUCCUGCCACCGUUGCCCCCCUUCCCGCCGGGCCUGUUUCCCGUGAUGCAGGUGGACAUGAGCCACGUGCUGGGCGGCCAGUGGGGCGGCAUGCCCAUGUCCUUCCAGAUGCAAACACAGAUGCUGAGCCGUCUGAUGACAGCCCAGGGUGCUUGUCCCUACCCACCCUUCAUGGCCGCCGCUGCUGCUGCCGCCUCAGCAGGGCUACAGUUUGUCAACCUGCCACCCUACCGGGGUCCCUUCUCCCUGGGCAACACUGGCCCAGGCCGCGGGCAGCACUGGCCACCCCUGCCCAAGUUUGACCCAUCAGUGCCGCCACCAGGCUACGUGCCCCGUCAGGAGGACCCACACAAGGCCACAGUGGAUGGCGUCCUGCUGGUGGUCCUCAAAGAGCUCAAGGCCAUCAUGAAGCGUGACCUGAACCGCAAGAUGGUGGAGGUGGUGGCCUUCCGGGCCUUCGACGAGUGGUGGGACAAGAAGGAGCGGAUGGCCAAGGCUUCACUGACCCCUGUGAAGUCGGGCGAGCACAAGGACGAGGACAGGCCGAAGCCCAAGGACCGAAUCGCCUCGUGCCUGCUGGAGUCAUGGGGCAAGGGCGAAGGCCUGGGCUACGAGGGCCUGGGCCUGGGCAUCGGGCUGCGUGGGGCCAUUCGCCUGCCCUCCUUCAAGGUCAAGAGGAAGGAGCCACCAGACACGGCCUCGUCCGGCGACCAGAAGCGGCUGCGGCCCUCAACCUCCGUGGAUGAGGAAGACGAAGAGUCAGAGCGGGAGCGGGACCGGGACGUGGCGGACGCCCCCUGUGAGCUGGCCAAGCGGGACCCCAAGGGUGUGGGCGUGCGGCGGCGGCCGGCGCGGCCCCUGGAGCUGGACAGUGGUGGAGAGGAGGACGAGAAGGAGUCCUUGUCGGUGUCCUCAUCCUCGUCAGCGUCCUCAUCCUCGGGGUCCUCCACCACUUCACCCUCAUCCUCAGCCUCAGACAAGGAGGAGGAGCGGGAAAGCACAGAGGAGGAAGAGGAGGAGGAGGAAGCCGAGGAGGAGGAGGAGGAAGAAGAAGAGGAGGGAGGCCCCAGGAGCCAAAUCUCCUCCUCUUCAACCUCAUCCACAUCAGAUAAGGAUGACGACGAUGAGGACAGUGAUGACCGGGAUGAGUCUGAGAAUGACGACGAAGACACAGCCCUGUCAGAGGCGAGUGAGAAGGAAGCUGGGGACUCGGACGGAGAGACUGCGAGCCUCGCUACCUCCAAGGCUGAAGCAGCGUCCUCCAGCGAGAGUUCCGAGUCUUCCGAGUUUGAGUCAAGCUCUGAGUCCUCCUCCUCGUCCUCAGAGGAUGAAGAGGAGGUGGCGGCAAGGGAGGAGGAAGAAGAGGAGGAGGAGGAGGAAGUGAUGAUGGCUGAGGAGAGCAUGGCUCCUGCAGGCCCCGAGGACUUUGAGGAGGACGGAGAGGAAGCACCUCUGGCCCCAGCAGCACCUGCCAGGAUCGACUCGCUGGGCACGGAACAGGAGGUGAACAUCGAGGCCGAGGCCCCCCAGGAGCCGGCCCCCAUGCCAGAGGAGCCCCCCUUGCCUGUGGCUGUGGAAGAACCUGGGAGCGGCAAGGAGCCCCCCGAGGAGCCGGGCCUGAACCAGGAGGGGGCCGCGUUGCUGUCUCCAGAACCCCCUGCUGGGGAGGCGGAGCCGCGGCCCCCGUCACCUCCUGAGCGAGCUCCAGAGGACGACCUGGAAGUGGAGCCCGAGCCCCCUAUGAUGCUCCCCUUGCCCCCGCAGCCACCGUUGCCACCCCCCCAGCCCCCCCGGCCCCCCAGCCCACCACCAGAGCCUGAGACUGUGGAGCCCCCUCCCCCAUCCGUCCCUCUGGAACCUCCCACCGAGGACCAGCCCCCACGUACCCCAGGCCUCUGUGGCAGCCUGGCCAAGUCGCAGAGCACAGAGACAGUGCCAGCCACGCCUGGUGGGGAGCCCCCACUGUCAGGGGGCAGUGGCGGCCUGUCACUGAGCUCCCCACAGGUGCCCGGUAGCCCCUUCUCCUACCCAGCCCAGUCCCCUAGCUUGAGCAGCGGGGGCCUCCCACGGACGCCUGGCCGGGACUUCAGCUUCACGCCCACCUUCCCCGAGCCCGGGCCCCUGCUCCUGCCCGUCUGCCCCCUCCCGCCCGGGCGGCGCGAUGAGCGCCCCGGGCCCUUGGCCUCUCCUGUGCUCCUAGACACGGGCCUGCCUCUGCCUCUGCCCCUGCCCCUGCCCCUGCCCCUGGCCUUGCCUGUGCCCGUCCUGCGGGCCCAGACUCGGGCCCCCACCCAGCUGCCACCCCUGCUGCCCGCCACCCUGGCCCCCUGCCCUCCCACCAUCAAGAGGAAGCCGGGCCGGCCCCGGCGCUCCCCGCCGUCUAUGCUCUCCCUGGAUGGGCCCUUGGUCCGGCCACCAGCAGGUGCCACUCAUGGAAGGGAAAUCCUGAUCCUGCCAGGCCAGCCACAGGGCCCCAUCUUCCCCAGCACCCAUGACCCGCGGACCUUGACCCUGGACUUCCGGAACGCAGGGAUCCCAGCGCCCCCACCACCCCUUCCCCCCCAGCCACCGCCGCCUCUGCCUCCACCACCUGUGGAGCCUACCAAGCUGCCCUUCAAGGAGCUAGACAACCAGUGGCCCUCCGAGGCCAUCCCCCCAGGCCCUCGUGGGCACGAUGAGGUCACCGAGGAGUUCAUGGAGCUGGCCAAGGCGCGGGGGCCAUGGCGCCGGCCACCUAAGAAGCGCCAUGAGGACCUGGUGGCAGCUUCCGCCUCGCCCGAGCUCUCGCCACCCCAGCCCUUCUUCCGGCCCCGCUCGGAGUUUGAGGAGAUGACCAUCCUGUAUGACAUCUGGAAUGGUGGCAUCGACGAGGAAGAUAUUCGCUUUCUGUGUGUCACCUAUGAGCGGCUGCUGCAGCAAGACAAUGGCAUGGACUGGCUCAACGACACACUCUGGGUCUACCAUCCCUCUACCAGCCUCUCUUCAGCUAAGAAGAAGAAGCGGGACGAUGGCAUUCGCGAGCACGUGACGGGCUGUGCCCGCAGCGAGGGCUUCUACACCAUCGACAAGAAGGACAAGCUUAGAUACCUCAACAGUAGCCGCGCCAGCACUGACGAGCCCCCUGCAGACACCCAGGGCAUGAGCAUCCCGGCCCAGCCCCACGCGUCCACUCGGGCAGGCUCUGAGCGGCGUUCAGAGCAGCGCCGCCUGCUGUCCUCCUUCACUGGCAGCUGUGACAGCGACUUGCUCAAGUUCAACCAGCUCAAGUUCCGGAAGAAGAAGCUCAAAUUCUGCAAGAGCCACAUUCACGACUGGGGCCUGUUUGCCAUGGAGCCCAUCGCGGCCGAUGAGAUGGUGAUCGAGUAUGUGGGCCAAAACAUCCGCCAGGUGAUUGCGGACAUGCGGGAGAAACGCUAUGAGGACGAGGGCAUUGGUAGCAGCUACAUGUUCCGGGUGGACCACGACACCAUCAUCGAUGCCACCAAGUGCGGCAACUUCGCUCGCUUCAUUAACCACAGCUGCAAUCCCAACUGCUAUGCCAAGGUGAUCACAGUGGAGUCGCAGAAGAAGAUUGUCAUCUACUCGAAGCAGCACAUCAACGUCAACGAGGAGAUCACCUAUGACUACAAGUUCCCCAUUGAGGACGUCAAAAUCCCCUGCCUCUGCGGCUCUGAGAACUGCCGGGGGACCCUCAACUAGGCCCUGGUGCCAAAAUCGAAGGAUGUCAGCUGCCGCCUGGGACUCCGGAGCGGAGACCCCACGGCCCGGGGCCCGGCCCCGCCUCCCACCCCCAUUUCAGGUGCUGUCCUCUGCCCAGCGGCCAUGUCAGGGCCUGGCGCCCCCAACACUACCCCCAGGACCCCGCGGCUCCAGCCCCCCAGCGGGAAAGGGCUUCUCUGUCGUCCAGCCCAUGUCUCUUUCGUUUUUUUAAAAAAUGCUCCUUUCAGGAUUUUUGUUUAACUCCAACGUAAACUCUUCUCUGUGUAUCUCUCCGGCUCUGUCUCCCCACCUCUCCCCACCUCUCCCCACCUCUCCCCACCUCUCCCCACCUCUCCCUUCAUCUCUCCCUGUCUUUUCUCUCCUCAGCCUCUUCCCGUGAAUGCUGCUACAUUGUUUUGUCCUCUCUUUAUUUUCUUCCUCAUCAUAGAAAAGACGUUUUAACCAUUGAAAUGUGAAGGCAAAGUCAGAGAGAGGGGACCCCGCUGGGGGCUGCAGAGGCCUCGGUUUGACUGGUGUCGGCCCGUGUUCUGGAACCUUCCUGGCCCGGGCACUGGGCCGGGUGCUGCAGGGAGGAGGUGGGGGCCAGGCCAAACGGCCUUGACCUCGGAACACUACGUACCUGGAAGGCCCCCUCUCUGUCCGUGGACACAGUGAGGAGACCCCACACCUUCCCCCACCUGUCCCUUCCCUGGCAGCCUGGGGGCGCCAUUUACCCGGGCAGACCCUGGCGGAGCCGAGCUGGGCCCAGGCAGGAAUUUCCUCUCCGGGCUGUCUCUGCCACCCCACACCCCUCCACCCCCAAACCUUGGGUUCAAUGUUUACUUUCUCAUUCGGAUGCCAGCAACGAGGGAGCCUCCCGGAGGCCCCAGUGCGGGCAGGGGGCGCUGGGAAGGGUCGCCCCUCCUCUCUUCUGCCCUUGCCUUCACCCUGGGCGUGAGGGGGGCUCCCAGGGCAGGCGGGUCCCCCAGUCCCGCCAUUACGGGUUGUCUGACCGUCUGCAUGUGGCAUUUGUUGUUUAUAAGCUUCACCCACUCACCCCGGCCCACACCCCACCGCCCCCUGCCAGCGGCCCCUCACCCCAGGAAGGCCAGAGCAUAUUUAUUUUCAGAGCAAGCAGGCUAUUUCUCCCAGAGAAAGGAAAAUCUUGGAAAAGAUUUUAAAACUCAGAUCUAAGUCUUUGACAGCUUUUUUUUUUUCUUUUAACCCUUUUUACCAACUUCCCAUCCUCUUCAGGGUUUAUUUCCGUGGAAUUUUUUUUUUCCUUGUGCUUGUAUAAAAUCAAAACAAAGGGGAAAAUAUAGGUUUUUGGAGACAGAACCAACUUCUGUAUAUAGGCUGCCAUAAAGGACUUUUUCUUGGGAACAUUGUUUCUUGUAGAAACAUGUGGGAAGACUUUUUUGCUCAUUUCUUUGUACUUCCAAAACAAAAAAACAAUAACAAAAAAAAAAAAACGACACACACAAAAGCAAGUCCCCCCCCCCACCCCCGUACCCCAGAAAGCAGAGCAGGCGUGUAAAUAAUUUCUGGAAAGUGACGGUUGUGACCAGGAGUCCUCACCAAGAUGCGAGUGCUCCAGGGGGAUGCAGGCGGCCGGAGCCUCUGGUAUCUCAGCUUGUGUCAAGCUUGUUAUCAUGUAAAUUCUGUACAAAGAAUUGUUAUUUUUCUCUUUUUUGUCGUUGGUGGUUUUGUUGUGUUUUUUUUUUUUUUUUAAUUUCUUCACCCCAGGCCCUCUCUAUUUGAGACUGUGCCUGCCCGGUUUCAAGGUUGAGGAAAUCGGUGGCAUUAAGACACAGAGGGGGUACCUGGGCACAGCAGCGACCUUCUCUUCCGUUUGCGGUUUUCUGCCUAAUUGUGCAACCGAGGAAAUAUUUAUUUUUCACAUGAGAAAAUGUGUAGUUUGUAGGGAUGGCUGAUUUAAGUUACUUGCGCAGCCCCCAAGGGGCUGUCCUUAAUCUGGUCCCCCACCCUCCCCAAUAAAAGUUGGGGAUGUGAGGACACCAGGGGAGUGGCCCAGCCUCACCCUUCCCCUGGCCUCACCUCGCCCAACCACGGUGCCCAGUUUUGACCUUGGCCAGCCUCCACUAAGGGACUGGGCCCGCACUCUCCCCCGGGAACCCCCACCCCACCCCCAGAAUGGUUUGCAUUAAUUCAGAAAUGUGUUGGCUCAUUUUUCUUUAAACUCUUAAAUUUUCAUUGAACAGAUCUCUGCUUUUGAAGAGUCUGGGGCCUCUGCUACUUUUUGUUUCCUUUUCUCUCCCUCCCUUCCCCCUACAAAGAAGAGAACCAAUAAGUUUUAGGGAUGUUUGUGCGUAUAGACUCUGUCAUCCGUACGUAACUUGUUUUGAAGAGAAGUGUUUCCGUUGCGAGUGUGUCUUGCUGUAAAUAUUUGUUCAUAUUUUUGUGAAUUCAAUACUAUGUACCAUUGUAUUAUAGUAACUUUUAUAAAGCAAACCAUAAA